AUGUUCUGCCUCCAAAUGGAUCUUGGUAUCCACUGCCCAGAUAACCACAAUCGUAACAAUAUAUGUGGAAAUUUUCCAUUGCAACGCAUUAAAUCUUUGUCUUUUUUCAUCUUCUUGCAGGCAGUUAUCAAUUAUGGUGCGUCUUGGUGCCGUGUGUGUAGCCAAAUCCUUCCUGCAUUCUGUCAUCUGAGUAAUAGUUUCGCCAAGCUCUCUUUCAUCUAUGCGGACAUUGAUGAAUGCCCCGAAACAACCCAGCAUAUUCGCUACACGACCACCUUCCAUUUCUACCGGGAUGGCAAAGGGGUUGAUGAGAUGUUUGGUGCUGGAGAAGAGCGGUUGCAUGAUCAGUUGUGGUUGCAUUCGUGAAUCGGGACAUGUUAGGGAUAAUUGUUUUGAACAUUUUAGCUAUGGGUGCUGUCAUCCAAGCUAUUGCAUUAGUUGAUGUUCCAGAAGCUCAAAAGAUUGGAUUUUCUCACGUCCAGCAAUGAAAUUUGAAUAUUGCAGUCUACGAUUAUACAA
Pyrus x bretschneideri (Chinese white pear) is the source of this 519-nucleotide messenger RNA. RefSeq names its product thioredoxin-like 3-3. NCBI's taxonomy places the organism in Eukaryota, Viridiplantae, Streptophyta, Magnoliopsida, Rosales, Rosaceae. The record is from RefSeq and is a predicted model, not a curated record. The coding region runs from base 1 to 366 and encodes 121 amino acids. The transcript is spliced from 3 exons.